Xyrauchen texanus (razorback sucker) is the source of this 5957-nucleotide messenger RNA. Its product is annotated as neurocan core protein-like. Gene Ontology annotation, molecular function: calcium ion binding; hyaluronic acid binding. The record is from RefSeq and is a predicted model, not a curated record. Gene Ontology annotation, biological process: cell adhesion. Lineage: Eukaryota; Metazoa; Chordata; Actinopteri; Cypriniformes; Catostomidae.
GCUCCAGUAGACGGAGAGACCGGCGUCAGUCUGCGCGUCUCUGUCCGGUGCCGGGAGCCUUUCCGCGGGGUGUGCUCGGUCCUGUUCGUUGCUGUAUCUUCGGAAACAGUUAGAGGGUAUAGCACAGCUUUAUGUGUGGAGUUAGAUUCAUUGAAUGUGAUUGAAGUUCCAUCAGAGAGUACAGAUCGGAUCAGAUCGGCUGUUUCUGCGCCAGAGGCACCGGAGAACCGGCGCUUCCGUUCGGCUCCUCUCAGCGGAUCGGGGCUGAUUAUUUGAUACAUUCAAUCAGCCGGACUGGACUGAUACUUUGAGGUCUAACAACUUGAACAACUCCAGGUGCAGGAUGCCGUCUCUGGGUGUUGGUGGUCUGCAGGUUUUAGCAGUUCUACUUGUGUUCUGUACUGGCCGUGGUUUGACUCAAGCAGAGACUCUUGUGACCGUCCGAAGAGUGACCCACCCGUCUUUGCGGCACCCGUUAGCGGGCUCCGCCCUCCUCCCAUGUGUGUUCACCCUGUCGCCCGGCCUCUCCCCGGGUCACGGCCCUUACAUCCACUGGACCCGUCGCUCAGGAGACCAGGAGAGGAUGGUCUUGUCCGCCCGGGACGGGGUGGUUAGGGUACACCAGGCGUACGCGGGACGGGUCAGUUUGCCAGGUUACUCCGCCAACCAGCUGAACGCAUCAAUAGCGCUCUCGCAGCUCCGCUCCAAUGAUUCCGGGACUUUCCGAUGUCAAGUCGCCUUGGGAGACAAUUAUGAGCAGGAUACAGUCAACCUGGAGAUCACAGGUGUGGUGUUUCACUACCGUACAGCAGCGGACCGAUAUUCACUCUCCUUUGCGGACGCCAUUCGUGCUUGCGAGCAGAAUUCGGCUGAAAUCGCCACUCCGGGGCAGCUGUGGGCAGCGUUUCACGCGGGCAUGAACAGCUGUGCGCUCGGCUGGCUCCAAGAUCAGACCGUCAGGUACCCCAUCCAGAGACCAGAGCUCGGUUGCUAUGGACACACAGAGUAUUCUCGUGGAGUGAGGAAUUAUGGGAAACGUAACCCUGACGAUUUGUUCGAUGUGUACUGUUUCGCCAGUGAUAUGGAAGGUGAAGUGUUUCUCGCCAGGGUCCCCGACAAACUGACUCAUCCUGAGGCCGCGGCUCACUGCGUGUCACUUGGCGGUCAGCUGGCGACUGUCGGGCAGCUCUAUCUGGCCUGGAGGUCUGGACUGGACCACUGUGAGCCCGGCUGGUUGGCUGACGGCAGCGUGAGGUAUUCUGUCAACACACCGCGUUCAGAGUGUGCGGGAGGAGAAGCAGGUGUCCGAACGGUUCCACCAGCGGAGCUGAGCAACGGAACGGCACGCUUUUACGCAUUCUGCUACCAAGCAACAAAACCCCAGAAGGCUCUGCCGAGCAUUGUGAAGUCUUUACUGCGGCCGUGGAGGUACAUGACUGGAGACAAUGAUGACAGUUCAGAGAAAACAGAGGAUACGUCCAAAUCUUCCUUGGCCACCUACACAUCCACUGGAGUUCAGGGCCUGUCUGUUCUUCAACCCUCUAACUGGACCGGCCAGGUGGAUUUGGACAAAGAGCCGCACGUGACCUCUGAACCCGCCGAGCUGACGGCCGAGUAUUUGACAGUCCGCCUCCGAGCUGGCGACACGGCUCUGGACUGGAGCGGCCAGCUGGACUCAUUCCCGGAGAGCGAGCAGGUGUUCCCAGACUUUAUCUCCGAGAGUCCUGGCGGUUCAGCCAAAGAGGAUGAAGAUGAAGGACCAUCAGGUCAGUCGGUCUCUCCAGCAGCUUCUGAGACGCCACAGGGAAAGACUAAGAGUUCCCUCACAAACAUCGUCAGCUCAUUGUGGAAACCCUGGAGUUAUCUGACAGGAAGUGAGUUGGAGACGACACCCGAAAGCACAGCGGCCACCGUGACGCCAUCGCCAGACAUCAAAUCGACUGCAGCUCCAGGAUCAGGUUUGAUAUCAUGGUGGGACAGCUCGUGGCUGUCCGGUCCAUCAUCAGUCCCUGAUAAAUCAAUUGCCUCCAAUCCGCCUGUGAGCUCAACAGCGCCAACGACAAUCCCGUCAACCAUCACCAGAGACGAACUAAGCGACAACCAACCCAGUAUAUCUGAACAGAACAUUCCAGCGACAACAGGAGAUUGGGUCGAAGUGACGAAAACCCCUGAGCAGAAAGCGAGUACCCCUGACGACAACGUUACCACAGAGAGAAAAGUCGAUGUCGUAUCAACUGAGUCCAGAUUCGGAUUGUCCUUAGCAGAGAACAUCUCUGGAGAAAACCAAGCUCCAGAUAUGGAGGGUAGUUCUUGGGGUGACACCUACCUGUCAUCAGGUCCCACGUCCCAAACGCCGCUCACAGUCGCAACAAUGAGUACCGGUUCAUUCACAGAGCACAGCGCUACGACCCCACUUGGCCAAGACGAAGGCGUGGAAGAGGCACGUGGAGAAAUUCAGUACAGGCAAAGAAACAAACCCAAUACACUCAACCAAAGUACAACGGAGAUGACAACAACAGUCGUCGAGAGCUCAACAAUAUCAUCCCCUGUAUCUUCUAGCACUGAAAACAGAGGAACAACCACCUCAACAUCUGCAGACGAGUCUCAAACAUCGAGCUUUGAAACGACGGUCCCCAGCAGCACAGAGCGAGAUCUGACCAGCGCUGAGGUGAUCAGGAAAAACAGUUCCAGCGGAUCAGAUGUGAGCGACAGAUGCAGCUGUCUGCAUGGAGGAACGUGUCUUCCACAUGGAGAGGGUUUCCAAUGCUUCUGUCCGCAGGGUUAUGCUGGAGAGAGCUGUGAAAUUGAUGUUGACGACUGUCAGUCGAACCCGUGUGAGAACGGAGGCACCUGCAUUGAUAAAGAAGACUCGUUCGAGUGCCUGUGUUUGCCCAGCUACAGCGGAGACAGAUGUGAGAGAGACACAGAGGGUUGUGAACACGGUUGGAAGAAGUUUCACGGUCACUGCUACAGACUGUUUCCACGGCGACAUACCUGGGAGGAUGCUGAGAAGGACUGCAGGGAGCACAGCAGUCACCUGACCAGCAUCACUUCCUCCAUGGAGCAGGACUUCCUCAACGGUUUGGGUCAUGAGAACGCUUGGAUUGGACUGAAUGAUCGUACAGUAGAAGAGGAUUUCCAGUGGACAGAUGCAUUGGACGUGGUGUAUGAAAACUGGCGCGAGAAUCAGCCGGAUAAUUUCUUCGCGGGUGGCGAGGACUGCGUGGUGAUGAUCUCGAGAGAAGACGGCAAAUGGAACGACGUGCCCUGCAACUAUAAUCUACCGUACAUCUGCAAGAAAGGAACCGUCAUGUGCGGCACGCCGCCUGCAGUGGACAGCGCCUAUCUAGUGGGUCGCAAAAGGUCACACUAUGACAUCCACGCAGUCGUGCGAUACCAGUGUGACGACGGGUUUUUCCAGCGACACAUACCGACCGUCCGCUGCCGACCCAACGGAACCUGGGAGCGACCCAAGAUCAUCUGUGCUAAGUCACGAAGAUCUCACCGUUACCGUCGGCAACACCAUAGAUCCCGCCGCGAUCAUCGAAGACACCGCCGCCAUGGGCACAGGGGGCGUGAUUAAGAUGCCCUCUUGAACCGCCUUGAUUCCAGUUUCUUUGUUCUCCAGUCCGAAAGUCCAAAGUCGAGGAAAACAAAAACAGACCCUGAAGGACAAAACAGUCACUCGCAUCACCUUCUCUUCGUACAGAUGUCUUCUUGUCCUUCGAAACUGUUUUACUCUUUUACUUUUAACUGCUGUUUAUUAACGUUUAUUUAGGAUUCAAUAACCCGGUUCGAUCCUGCUUUAAGAGGACUUUCUGAACUAACAAACUCUACAGUCCUUAGUUUGACCUUCAGACAUGCAGACCGAGUUUAUACUUGCAAUCUAGAGCCUCAUUCUGCUGUUAAUCUGUUAUAGGAUAGUUGUAUUCAUUUAAGCCUUAGCCGAGAAUGUAGGUAAUGCAGUGUAUUUGUUUGGCCUUAGAUGUUUUGGGUUAUGUAAUGCUUCAAAUAUAUGUAUUGAAUGUGGACCAGAUUCCCUUAAAUGACAGAACUAAUGCCCUUCGUGUUCUUGCCAGCUUCUAUCACCAAACCGGAUGGAAAUUUGCAUAUUUAUUAAGGUUAUGAAUUGUGGUUAUUUAGUCCACUCGGGUACCUGACAGAUAAAACACACAUCUUUAUAUUGUUAGUCUGUGUAAACAUGCAAAUGUCAUCAUGCUGACUCAAAUCUUACACAUUUUUGUGCAUGACCGCAUUCUAAAGAAUGACCCCCCCUUUGCCUCCCCUUUGUGUUUUUUUGCAUCUAGCGUCAUGAGCAUUGUUUUUAAGAUGGUGUGUCAAGUUUAAAAUCGUUAAAUUGCACUCAGAUUGUGUGGACCUGGGUAUCUCAGUGAGUAUUUGACGCUGACUACCACCCCUGGAGUUCGCUAGUUCGAAUCUCAGGGUGUGCUGAGUGACUCCAGUCAGGUCUCCUUAGCAACCAAAUUGGGCCGGUUGCUAGGGAGGGUCUGGGUUUCUCAGCGAGUGUUGACGCUGACUAUCACACCUGGAGUCGCGAGUUUGAAUCCAAGGCGUGCUGAGUGACUCCAGCCAGGUCUCCUUAGCAACCAAAUUGGCCCGGUUGCUAGGGAGGGUAGAGUCACAUGGGGUAACCUCCUCGUGGUCGCUAUAAUGUGGUUCUCGCUCUCGGUGGGGCGUGUGGUGAGUUGUGCGUGGAUGCCGCGGAGAAUAGCGCGAAGCCUCCACACGUGCUACGUCUCCACGGCAACACGCUCAACAAGUCACGUGAUAAGAUGCGCGGAUUGACGUUCUCAGACGCGGAGGCAACUGAGAUUCGUCCUCCUCCACCCGGAUUGAGGCGAUUCACUACCCCACCAUGAGGACUUUGGGAAUUGGCCGUUACAAAUUUGGGGAGGAAAAAUGGGAGAAAAUAAAAAAAGAAUUGCACCCAGAUUGAAAGUUGCCAUGUUGACGCAAAUCCGCUGAAUUAAGGCCACAAUCUACAGUAAACAAGGUCAUAAUCAAUCACGAUAUCUGUAUAGUUGCUGGAUUUCAAUCAGUGUGUUGAUGUCAAGUCACAAAAUUGUUUUUAUGAUCAAUCAUUGCUGUCAUUUUCGAUAACUUAAAGGGAUAGUUCACCCAAAAAUGACAAUUCUCAUUAUGCCAUUCCACAUGUGUCUUUCUUCAGCAGAACACAAAUGAAGAUUUUUAGAAGUUUGGGCUCUGUCAGGUCCUUAUACACGGCUGCCGGCACUCUGACGUCCCACUGAUCGACUGGAGUCGUGUGAAAUACUUUUAUGCUGCCUAAAUGUGACUUUUGGACCGUCAGAGUGCUGGCACCUGUGUAUAAGGACCUGACAGAGUUCAAUCUUCUCCUAAAAAUCUUCAUUUGUGUUCUGCUGAAGACACACAGUCAUACACAUCUGGGGUAUGUCAAUAAUGAGAGAAUUUCCAUUUUUGGGUGAACUAUCCCUUUAAGUACUCAUGUCCAAACCUAAUGCAUUGUAAACCCCAAUGUUGUCAUUACUGGAUAAAAAAAAUCAAAGUGUCUCAAUUAAACAUGACUUAAAUUGCCAAGUUGUUGUGGCAAAGUGUUUCUCUGUCAUCUUCGGCAUAUCAUGGCAACCUUUCGCGAAACCCGUCUGCUUAUCGUGGCUCCCUUCAUCAAAUCGUGGCCCACUUUGGCAUAUUGUGGCCUCGUUUCGCGGCCGGCAUACCGAGAAAAGUCCCGGUUCUCCCGAUGCACAGUCUCAGUUCUCAAUCAAUUGAGUAAAGACAACUUAUUAGGGUUUUCAGUGCAGUAUUUCUACACAAUUACUGUACUAUGUGUUCUCUGUACCACAUGACAUUUUACAUUCUGUUGAAUUUAUUUUGCGUGUGUUUGCUAAAGGUUUGUAUGUAUUGCACAUCUUUAACUAUUGUUAAACGUUACACUAGUAAAGUUGCAAGACCUCUUA